Taeniopygia guttata (zebra finch) is the source of this 3210-nucleotide messenger RNA. RefSeq names its product cytochrome P450 2J6. Gene Ontology annotation, molecular function: oxidoreductase activity, acting on paired donors, with incorporation or reduction of molecular oxygen, reduced flavin or flavoprotein as one donor, and incorporation of one atom of oxygen; iron ion binding; heme binding. Lineage: Eukaryota; Metazoa; Chordata; Aves; Passeriformes; Estrildidae. The record is from RefSeq and is a predicted model, not a curated record. Gene Ontology annotation, biological process: xenobiotic metabolic process. Gene Ontology annotation, cellular component: intracellular membrane-bounded organelle; cytoplasm.
CUUGGCAAAGCUGUUUGGCAACUGCCUUCCUAUGUGCAGGCAGUUCAUGUCUAGGCUGAGAGGUGCAAUCACCAGAAUGUGGCUAAUCUGUGUGGAAAAGCCAGAGUGAGCCUGGAGAGCCAGGAGAGAUGCAGAGCAGCCAGCCAGGACUGUGCAGGGGCCAGAUGGGACAGCAAAUGGGCAGGGCAGGCAAGCCUUGGGGCUUUGAGUCUCCUCCCAGGAACACUUUGGAAAAUACUAAACUCAGAGCUGGGAGUAGUUUGAGAUACAGAAAAUGUAAAACUAGUGAAGGAGCUCAAAGUCCCAAAAGUGGUCUCAAAAUGGGUAAUUCAGUUUUUCAGGUUGAUCCUAGCUCUUGGUUCAAUCAGUGGCCAGCAAGAUGGGUAAAUGUUAUUUACUCUGUUAUUUUAUGUUCUGCCCUGUUUCUGGAGCAAACCAAUGUCCUUCACACCUCACAACUUUUAUUUCUAGCUGUACCAGUUCUGUAAGUUUGGUACGUGAGCAGCAAGGCCAUCUAGGUGACUUCCCAGAGUGCCAUAUGCUGCUGGCUAAGUCAGAUGAGCCGAGUCUAAGCUAAUUCUGUUCCUGUGCAAGUGCCAAAUCUGUAUUGAUCGUGUUCAAAUGCCACCCUUUGCGGAGCUGGAGUUGUUCAGUUGCAUGAGAACACUUGUGAAAGAAGUCCUCAGAGGCAGCAGUAUGUCAUUGUUGCUCCUGCUGCAGGCAAUCCAGGGGGAUUAGCCACAGGCAGGUGGAGGGGUGAAGAAAUUUUGUUUUCUGCUUGGUCAAGGAGACUGCAGCCCCACUUCCCCGUGCAGCUGAGCAGGGAGUGUCAGGACACUUGGGUGUCCAAAAAACUCCUGUUACCCAAUGAUCAGUUGGAGUCUUUUAUGGUCUGUGUGUGCCCCAGGCACAAAAUUAAAAGGUAGAGCCAUCCCCCAAACACCUUCAUUAUAAACUGUGAGGAAAAAUAUUAAAGGAAUAGCAGAGAACAUCAGCAUCAACAGUAUGGGGCAAGUUAAGUAGGAAAGCACAGGGUUGGUGCAUAUGAUAGCUACUGAUGAGCCUGAAUUUUCAGUAACCCCACUGCCCUUGGGCGUGCAGUCAACCCUCAGGAUUUUUUUUUUUAUUUCUCUUUCUUGCAAGAGGUUUUUUAUGAAACCAGGGCCGUGGGCAGAGAUGUUUGCCACAGCAGGAGUCAUGGCACAAGGAGGUGUAUAAUUAAUCUACAUUUUGUGUCCCUUGAAGAGGCAAUGAUUGACGGAUGUGUAGCUGCAAUAUAAUGAUGUUAUAUAUGCUUAAAAAUAAGAACACUUAAUUCUCUGGGAUGGGGAAGUAAAAGUGAUAAAGAGGGAAAGACAGCGAGUCACAGGAGCAUCAAGUGUUUUUUCUCUUUUCAGGGAGGUGCCUCAAAAGCAAGAUAAACUGAUCUCUCCUCUGUCUACACAGCAGUUGUAGAGAGACAACGUAGCUGUGUAAAUCAGAAGUAAAAUGUUAACAGUGAGUGAGGUACUGGUAUUUUUUGUGGUGUCUCUGCUGUUGAUACAGUUUCUGAAAUUGCAAUGGAUGAGAAGAAAAUUUCCUCCUGGACCAACUCCAUAUCCCUUCUUUGGAAAUCUGCUGCAGAUGAACUUCAAAAUUCAUCAUGAGCAUCUUAAAAAAAUGGCCAAAAUUCAUGGCAAUAUCUUCACCUUAUGGUUUUCAAACACUCCUGCAGUUGUCCUGCAAGGGUUUCAGGCAGUGAAGGAAGGUCUGACUGCCCGUGCUGAAGAUGUUGCUGGAAGGCCCGAAAACAGAAUCUUUCACAUUAUUACACAUGGAAAUGGUGUUAUGUUCUCUAAUGGUCAUCUCUGGAAGCAGCAGAGGCGUUUUGGAAUGGCAACAAUGAGGAAAAUGGGAGUAGGGAAAAAAGACCAGGAUUAUCUACUGCAAGAGGAGGCUGCUCACUUGGUGGAAUACUUACAGAAAACAAACGGAAAACCUCUGGACCCCACUAUGCCUGUUGUUCAUACGGUCUCAAAUGUAAUUUGUUCUAUCAUUUUUGGACAUCGUUUCUCCAGAGAUGACGAGAAUUUUCAUCGCCUGAUUGAGUCAUUUGACACCCUGGCAGCAUUUUUGAACAGCAUCUCCUUUUUUAUGUAUGAGUUGUCUCCCUGGCUUGCUGGUCAUUUUCUGCCAUCAGUUAAAAAGAUGAAGUCCUGUGUAGAUUUUAUGAAUGGUCUGUUAGCAAAGGAACUUGAAAGUCACAAAGUAAAAAGAAAACAUGAUGAAAAUCGACAUUAUAUUGAUUACUAUUUGGAUGAGAUAGAAAAAACUAAAGGAGACGCUGAUGCUACUUAUGAUGAAAGAAACUUGAUCCAGACUGUUGCUGACCUCUUUAUAGCAGGAACAGAAACUACAGCCACCACUUUACUGUGGGCACUGCUCUAUAUGGUGAUUUAUCCUGACGUUCAAGAGAAAGUCCAGAAGGAAUUGGAUGCUGUUGUGGGUUGUUCCCAUGCAUUUUGCUAUGAGGACAGGAAAAAGUUGCCCUACACAAAUGCUGUAAUUCACGAGAUCCAGCGAUACAGUAACAUACUCCUAAUUGCACUGCCCAGGCUGAGUGUGAAGGACACGGAGCUGCUGGGAUAUCGUAUUCCAAAGAACACAGUUGUUUUAGCAAAUAUUGACUCUGUUCUGGCUGAUCCUGGAAAAUGGGAGACACCUGAUCAAUUCAACCCAGGCCACUUUCUGGAUAAAGAUGGAAACUUUGUAAACAGAGAAGCAUUCUUGCCAUUUGCUAUAGGGCACCGUGUGUGCAUGGGGGAGUUGUUGGCAAGGAUGGAGCUCUUUAUUGUCUUUUGCACCUUGCUACAAGCAUUCACAUUCACCCUGCCAGAAGGAGUGAAGGAAGUCAACACCAAGUUUGUUUUUGGGAGCACAAUGAAGCCACCUCCCUACCAGCUCUGUGCCAUUCCUCGAUAGGAAACGGCAGAUUCAGGGAAGAGUCACUCUGUAAAACGGCUUCUGUAUGUGAAUUCCUUUUUGCAUGUCCUAAGGUUUUUGCUUUCCUCUUCCUUUGGUUAAUCACUACCCUGAAAGAUUCUUGACAGAGAGUUACAUCCUGAGCAUUAUAAUUAUAAAGGGUUCAUACUUUGUUCUUUUUUUUUUUUCUGUUUGGAAAAUAUUGGUAAACUUCUCCUGAUGUGUAACAAAUAAAGACAUUAAAAGAAG